AUGUAUCCAAUCAUUUCAUCAGAGAUGAACAACUUGAAAUCAGCAAGUGGAAAACUUGUUGAAUCACAUCUUGAAUUCGAUUCUCAUCUUGUCCAAAUCGACCGCAACCGUAAUCGAAAGAAACGAGAUAUAUUCCUUAAGAAACCAGAUUCCAAUCCAGAACAACAACCACAACAAAAUGAAACAUCCAAACCAAAACAACAAGAACAACAAAACAAGGACAAAGACAAAGAUCAAGAUAAAACCGGAAACAAAAACAAACAGAAUCAAAAGAAACAACAAAAUCAAAACCAAAAGAAUAAGAAACAGAAACAGAAAACAAAUUUUGCAGAGUAUGUUGGUGAUGAACAUAAAACAGAAGAAAAACCAAAACAUCCAGAAUCUCAAAAACAAAAUUCUAAGUUCGCCGAGUACAAACUACCGAGAUCUUCCGAAGAACAAAGUAACAAUAAUAACAACAAUAAGAAUAACAAGAACAAGAAACUUCAACAGCCAGUUCACGAAAUCAGAAUCGAGCGUCCUAAACGAGAUGAACCUCAUCUUGAUAUUCCCGAAGGUGUUCGUAACGAAAACUUUGAAGCACAUCGAAACGAAGAAGUUCGUCGUCAACCAAGAACUCGUUCCCGUGGUGGUGGUCGAGGUAACAUCGACAUUAGAUAA
Messenger RNA from Trichomonas vaginalis G3, 660 nucleotides. Its product is annotated as helicase protein. The transcript has a single exon. The record is from RefSeq and is a predicted model, not a curated record. Bases 1 to 660 code for a protein of 219 amino acids. Lineage: Eukaryota; Parabasalia; Trichomonadida; Trichomonadidae.